Molecule: messenger RNA, 2092 nt
Organism: Drosophila sechellia
Lineage: Eukaryota; Metazoa; Arthropoda; Insecta; Diptera; Drosophilidae
Gene: Fpgs1
Product: Folylpolyglutamate synthase 1
Exons: 5
Coding region: 191-1906 (571 amino acids)
Biological process (GO): tetrahydrofolylpolyglutamate biosynthetic process
Cellular component (GO): cytoplasm; cytosol; mitochondrion
Molecular function (GO): ATP binding; tetrahydrofolylpolyglutamate synthase activity
Source: RefSeq, a predicted model, not a curated record
UACACAUGUUAUUUUGUGUUGUUGUGCUCGCAUGUUUUGUGGUGUUGCUGUUACGUUGAUUUUAUUGCAACACAUAUAGUGCAACAACAGCUUGCUAAUCGAAUACCACCGCUCGAGCACCUGUGAGUGAAAACUACGAGUGAGCCGAAGAGCCGUUCGUCGGAGGUCUACGACUCCCCUCUCUAUUGAUAUGGCUGUUUGUCUGUUGCGCUACUUAGUUCGUCACAGUAGCAAGCCCAGAUCACUGGUCGUCAGUGGAGCGAGCUCCCACGGUACAAUGAGCACCUACAGUACGGUGACCACCCUCAGUGCAGUGAAAACGCAGCGCAUGCAGCACAUGGCGGUACUCCGAUCGGGUGUUGGCCUGGCGGAACGAGUACUUAAUCCCCCUCUGCAGAGUAUUAAUGGAAAUCAUGGAUCGGGCAAUAUCCAAUCCAGCAGCGAUAACAAUAACAAGGAUACAGAUGCCGCCUUUGAGUUGGCCAUCAAGCAGUUGAAUUCUCUGCAGUCGAACGAUGCUGCCAUAAGGAAUUCGAUGAAAAACGCCCGCGUGGAUACCAAAGCGGAUACCAUUAAAUAUCUGGAGCGGAGUGGUCUGCCGCUGGAAACUGUCGAGCGGCUGUCCUUCAUCCAUGUGGCCGGCACCAAGGGCAAGGGCUCCACCUGCGCCUUGACGGAAUCUCUGCUUCGCCAUCAAGGUGUCCGCACGGGAUUCUUCAGCUCCCCCCACAUCCUGUUCACCAACGAGCGAAUUCGUAUCGAUGGCCAGUUGUUGGCCAAGGAUAAGUUCACGGAGCAGUUCUGGAAGGUCUACAGCCGUUUGUGGGAUCGGCGGGAACAUGAUCACGACAUGCCCGCCUACUUUAAGUUCCUGACCAUCUUGGGAUUCCAUGUUUUCGUCGCAGAGAAUGUGGAUGUGGUCGUUUUGGAAGUGGGCAUCGGUGGUGAGCACGAUUGCACGAAUAUCGUGAGAAAUGUGCGCACAGUGGGCAUCACAUCGCUGGGACUGGAGCACACGGAGCUCUUGGGAUGCACACUGCCGGAAAUUGCCUGGCAGAAGGCGGGCAUCAUCAAGACCGGAUCGCAUGUCUUCACCCAUGUCACUCAGUCGGAAUGCCUGGAGGUGAUACGUCAGCGGGCGAAGGAGAACUCGGCCACGCUCUAUGAGGUUCCACCCACCGAGGAUUACUUCCGAUCGGAGGCAUAUGCUCCGAUUUGGCAGACCUUCAGUAACUUGAUUCGCUUAAAUGGCUCAUUGGCCAUUCAAUUGGCCGAAGAUUGGUUGUCGCAAUCGGGAAAACACCAACACACUCCCAACGAGGUGAAAAUGGAUCCACAGCUGCUGGACGGACUGAUUAGCACCCACUGGCCCGGUCGGUGCCAGCUAGUCGAGUGGCACGGGAUGCGAUUACAUCUGGACGGAGCUCACACUCUGGAAAGCAUGGAAGUGUGCACGGAGUGGUUUGAAAAGAGCGUGCGAGACAGUGUCAACCCAAAGAUUCUGAUCUUCAAUCGCACCGGAAAUUCCGGUUUCGAACCUCUGCUAAAGCUCCUCCACCGCACCUGUGCCUUCGACAUGGUCUGUUUUGUGCCCAAUUUGGCCACCUCAACGCCAAAUGCUCCCAGCCAGGUGAUGGUUCGUUUUAGUCCCGAAAUGCAAUUGGAUCGGGCGAGGAUCAUUGCCUCGGCUUGGAGUGACCUCUGCGCCACGGAGCAACAAAAAGAUGUGGGUCAGGUGUAUAAUACGCUAAUCGACGCUUUUACUGCCAUCUGGCAAAGAUUUCCACAAGCCACGGACCACGACGGACAACUUGAGGUCCUCGUCACCGGUUCCAUUCAUCUGCUGGGAGCAGCUAUAAGUGCCCUAGAUCUUAUUGAGGACCCCAAAUCUCGAACUGAUAAAUAAGACGCAUUCCUAACCAGUGCAACUGGGUGAAUCACUGGGAUUGCAUAGUAGCUAUUAGAUUUAGUCGCAAGCCACUUGCAUAUCACUUAGUCGGAAUUUAAAGUGGAUCACUAAUAAAUGUAGUUGUAGUUAAUAAUGAAGCAAUGUUUAAAAUAUUGUGUAGAAAUAAAAACACUAAGAAAUGUU